This is a messenger RNA of Durotheca rogersii, 1121 nucleotides long. RefSeq names its product 3-oxoacyl-reductase. NCBI's taxonomy places the organism in Eukaryota, Fungi, Ascomycota, Sordariomycetes, Xylariales, Xylariaceae. The coding region runs from base 42 to 800 and encodes 252 amino acids. The transcript is spliced from 2 exons. The record is from RefSeq and is a predicted model, not a curated record.
AGAAGAGAAGAAAGCACCCCGAAAACAAGACCCCGCACGUCAUGGCUCCCGGAUCGCGUCUCGAAGGCAAGGUCGCCAUCGUGACGGGCGGCGCGUCGGGCUUCGGGCGGGGCAUCGCGGCCAAGUUCGCGGCGGAGGGGGCGCGGGUGAUCAUCGCGGACCUGUCGGAGGAGGCGGGGCGCGCGGCGGCGCAGGAGCUGGGGUGCGUCUUCGCGGCGGGCGACGUGACGAAGCGCGGCGACUGGGAGACGCUGCUGCGGACGGCGCUCGACAGCUUCGGGCAGCUCGACGUCGUCGUCAACAACGCCGGCGCGACGUACGCCAACAAGCCGACCGAGGACGUCGACGAGCGCGACUUUGACCUCGUCAUGAACGUCAACGUCAAGUCCGUCUACGUCUCCACGAGCGUCCUGCUCCCCUACUUCCUCGAGGGCAAGCGCCCCGGCGCCUUCAUCCAGGUCGCCUCCACCGCCGGCGUCCGCCCCCGCCCCCGCCUCACCUGGUACAACGCCUCCAAGGCCGCCGUCAUCAAUGCUACCAAGACGAUGGCAGUGGAGUACGGUCCGCACCAGAUCCGCUUCAACGCGGUCUCGCCGGUGGUGGGCAGCACGGGCAUGACGCACCUGUUCAUCGGAAAGCCGAAUACGGCCGAGAACCGCAAGGCGUUCGAGUCCGUCGUGCCGCUCGGCCGGGGCUCGACGCCCGAGGACGUCGCCAACGCGUGUUGCUACCUCGCCAGCGAGGAGGCCGCCUUCAUCACGGGCGUCAACAUCGAGGUCGACGGGGGACGGUGCGUGUAGACGCCAAGAGAGGGGAGAAAGGGAAGGGAGAGGGGAAGGGGAGGGAUAACGGGGGAUUUUCAGUCACAGGGCACUUCUGUCUCUCGUAGGUAGCGGUCAUCGGUCCGAAGGUAGGGAUGACGGGGUAGCUGUCGGAGCCACGCCGACAGUGUUAUGACCCUGCUCUCGUUAUUGGCCGUCAAGCAGCAAUAGGACAGCUCACAUGAUUCAUAUGAGGGGGUGGCUUAAUAUAAAAAUCCAGAUCACGAAGGCUCGGAGCCUGUCCUAGAGGGGAUAGAGAUCCUCUUGUUGUUCCUCCGCCUAUUCAAAUGCAGCCAGUGG